AUGAUGGAAAACGUCCGUUUUUAUAUAUACAAAAAAAAAGCAGAGAAGAAACCAGAACGUGUGUACUUUGGUGACGUACGUCUUUUAUCCUCACCCCGGUCUAUUUCAGCAAAUGUAAAUCUGCCGAAAUUGUUCCCAUACUCUGUACCAGCGUAUGCGAAGGUGUCAUACGAUUUGUUCGGAUUACAAUAUCAUGCUGAGUAA
Adineta ricciae is the source of this 204-nucleotide messenger RNA. NCBI's taxonomy places the organism in Eukaryota, Metazoa, Rotifera, Eurotatoria, Adinetida, Adinetidae. The record is from the annotation of a GenBank genome assembly.